Messenger RNA from Penicillium angulare, 768 nucleotides. Its product is annotated as adenylate kinase ADK2. Bases 1 to 768 code for a protein of 255 amino acids. Gene Ontology annotation, molecular function: ATP binding; AMP kinase activity. NCBI's taxonomy places the organism in Eukaryota, Fungi, Ascomycota, Eurotiomycetes, Eurotiales, Aspergillaceae. The record is from RefSeq and is a predicted model, not a curated record. The transcript has 2 exons. Gene Ontology annotation, cellular component: mitochondrion; cytoplasm. Gene Ontology annotation, biological process: nucleobase-containing compound metabolic process.
AUGUCGCAGGCUCCCAAGCAGCUGAAGAAAGCUGCGAGGCUGAUUCUGAUCGGAGCACCUGGUGUCGGAAAAGGCACACAGUCAGAACGUUUGCUAGCUCGUUUUCCGCAGCUGGCCUCCAUUAGCUCCGGUUCCCUUUUACGAGAGAAUGUCCGUCGAAGGACGCCGUUGGGCGUUGAAGCCGAGGCCGCAAUGCAGUCCGGCAAUUUGGUUCCCGACUCCAUGAUACUCAACCUCAUCUCCUCCGAAUUGAAAGCUAAGGGCUGGAUCACCCCCUCUUCACAAGAGAAGCCCUCCUUCUCCUCUUCCGUCUCCGCAUCACUUUCUACACAGCCCGACAAUGAAUCUUUCUCACUAUCUCCUACCGCCUCCUUUAUCCUCGAUGGAUUCCCGCGCACCGCCUCUCAAGCGACAAGCUUGGAUACUAUCGUCCCGGUCAAUCUUGUGGUCCAGCUUAUUACUCCUCCCUCUGUGAUUCUCUCUCGUAUCGCUUCACGCUGGGUCCAUGAACCCUCCGGUCGCGUGUACAAUGCCGACUUUAAUGCCCCGAAGGUUCCUGGAAAAGACGACGUGACUGGGGAUCCGUUGACACAGCGAGAAGAUGACUCGAUCGAUACAUGGAAGGCACGCCUGCACAAAUUCGAGGAGACGAGCAGAGCCUUACUAGAGCAUUAUGAGCGCCGGGGUUGCUUAUGGCGCGUGGAAGGUAAUACAAGCGAUGAAAUUACGCCGCAGCUGUUUUCGGAGUUCGAGCGACGCUUCUGUUAG